Sphenostylis stenocarpa is the source of this 2061-nucleotide messenger RNA. The record is from the annotation of a GenBank genome assembly. Lineage: Eukaryota; Viridiplantae; Streptophyta; Magnoliopsida; Fabales; Fabaceae.
AUGAUUACUCAGGCAGGAAAAGACAUAGAGGAACGUAUAGGGCAAGAAUUAGUUCCUGGGACCAUUAAAGAUAUGGUUACUCAGGCAGGAAAAGAGAUAGGGGAACGUAUAGGGCAAGAAUUAGUUCAUGGGACUAUAAAAGAUAUGGUUACUCAGGCAGGAAAAGAGAUAGAGGAACGUAUAACGCAAGAAUUGCUUCCUGGGGCCAUAAAAGAUAUGGAAGAACGCCCAAUCAUUGAGGAAGUAAAAGACAUGAAGGAACAAAUAAUGCAAGAAUCUUCUACUCAGGCAGGAAAAGAGAUAGAGGAACGUAUAGGGCAAGGAUGGGUUACUGGGGCCAUAAAAGAUAUGAUUACUCAGGCGGGAAAAGACAUAGAGGAACGUAUAGGGCAAGAAUUGGUUCCCGGGACCAUUAAAGAUAUGGUUACUCGAGCAGGAAAAGAGAUAGAGGAACGUAUAGGUGAGGAAGUAAAAGACAUGAAGGAACAAAUAAUGCAAGAAUCUUCUACUCAGGCAGGAAAAGAGAUAGAGGAACGUAUAGGGCAAGGAUGGGUUACUGGGGCCAUAAAAGAUAUGAUUACUCAGGCAGGAAAAGACAUAGAGGAACGUAUAGGGCAAGAAUUGGUUCCUGGGACCAUUAAAGAUAUGGUUACUCAGGCAGGAAAAGAGAUAGAGGAACGUAUAGGUGAGGAAGUAAAAGACAUGAAGGAACAAAUAAUGCAAGAAUCUUCUACUCAGGCAGGAAAAGAGAUAGAGGAACGUAUAGGGCAAGGAUGGGUUACUGGGGCCAUAAAAGAUAUGAUUACUCAGGCAGGAAAAGAUAUAGAGGAACGUAUAGGGCAAGAAUUGGUUCCUGGGACCAUUAAAGAUAUGGUUACUCAGGCAAGAAAAGAGAUAGAGGAACGUAUAGGUGAGGAAGUAAAAGACAUGAAAGAACAAAUAAUGCAAGAAUCUUCUACUCAGGUAGGAAAAGAGAUAGAGGAACUUAUAGGACAAGGAUGGGUUACUGGGGCCAUAAAAGAUAUGAUUACUCAGGCAGGAAAAGAGAUAGAGGAACGUAUAGGGCAAGAAUUGGUUCCUGGGACCAUGAAAGAUAUGGUUACUCAGGCAGGAAAAGAGAUAGAGGAAUGUAUAGGGCAAGAAUUAGUUCCUGGGGCUAUAAAAGAUAUGGUUACUCAGGCAGGAAAAGAGAUAGAGGAACGUAUAGCGCAAGAAUUGGUUCCUGGGGCCAUAAAAGAUAUGGAGGAACGUAUAGUGCAAGAAUUGGUUCCUCGAGCAAUAAAAAAGAUGGAGGAACUUAUAUUUCAAAUGGUUGCACUAAGAGCAAAAUCUGGAACCACUAUCGCUGGAGGUGUGGCUAGGAAUGUAGCAGAGUGCAUGUCAAAACUAGGAUCAAAGCCAUUCAUGAUUAGGGCUAUUGGGUUUGACAUGGCUGGAAACCUGUUGUUGAAUCAGUGGAAAUCUGCUGGCCUAUCUGCAGAAGGUAUAUGGAAGGAUAAAGAUAUUGAAAAACCAUUUGUAUGCAAUAUAUUUGAUGUUAAGGGUGAGAUAGCAGCUGGUGUUGCUAGUGUGGAGGCUCUUGAGGGGAAGAGGCUGAGGGAGGAGGUGAAGCAGUUGAGGAGUUUGGUGGAAGAGAAGGAUGAGAAGAUAAGGGAGAUGGAGGUUGGAAUGAUGGAGAAGAACAGUGAGAAGGAGUGGGAAUUGAUGGGGGCUAAGCUCUUGGUUGAGCAGAUGAAGGAGGAGAGAGCAAGGAGAGAUGAAGCUGUGGAGAAAUGGAAGAAACUUUAUCUUGAAAUCAAGACAGAGCUUGAUGAACUCAUUCAAAGAACAUGUGAUGGGGAUGCUCUGUAUUUGAAAGCAGAGGAAAAUGACAUCCAAAUGGAAAAUCUGAGGAAGGAAUUGCAAGAAAAGGAGGAGAGGGAGAAAAUCAUGGACCUAAUCAUGCAAGGUGGUAGCGGUGGAAAGGUUGCGCUAAGAGGUAAAAAAUUGGAGUAUGGGGAUGGAGAAGUCGUAAUGAUUGGGGAUAUGCCUGGGAGCAAAAUAUGGAACCACUGUACCUAG